AUGCCCCAAAAUACGACUGCUAACCAAUAUUUCGAAGCCGAACGUAUUUUAGAUGAAAGAACCACGGAAGAUACGACAUUUUACUUGAUAAAAUGGAAAGGAAUGAACAAUAAUGGAAAGCCUUGGGAACCAACUUGGGAGCCUGCAAGUCAUUGCACACAGCCACUUAUUGCCUCGUGGAAUCACAAUAGGGCGGGAAAAAGGAAAUUAAGGUCUCCUAUAUUUCCUUCAUCCCCUUCAACUACCCCAACCAAAAAUUCACCCAUUAAACGAGAAAGAAAACUUCAAAAAACCGUUGCAGGUUCCAACCCUGCAAAUAACGGUGAUAGUUUAGAAUCUCCCAUGGUUAUAGAUUCUGAUGAUGAUGCUUCAAGAAAUCCUACUCAAAAUGAUAACACUCAUCCUUCUUCUAAAUUGAGGCAAACUGAUGAUAGUUCAAGUGUUGCCAAUUCCGUUGCUGUUAAACAUUCAAAAAUACAUCGUCAAUUACUUCGUCCUUAUCAAAUUUUGCUUCCCGUUCCUUUAUCAAAGCUACAACAAAUUGCUUAUCGGAAGGCAAUUGAUAAACCUCAAAUUUUUAAAUAUUUGGCCGAGACCAAUUUGUCUACCCCUCCCGAGCCAAAUUCGAUUAUCUUUCAUGUAAAAGAUCAAUUACUUAAAAUUGUUAACCACCUGUCUCUUCUUUUGUCGUCAAGUCCAAAUCAUUAUCAUGGACCUAACACUUCAUACCAAUCUUUUGAGACGGGGAAGUUGGUAAUGAUAAAUCAUUUGUUAAAGGGAUUAAGGCAUCAUGAUCUUACCAUCGGCAUUGCAAUCCCGCAAGGUCCAAUAAUGAAUAGCAUCAUUAAAGAUUUCAUGAAAACGCAUAAUCAUAAUUAUGUUAUCUUGAAUGAAACUGCAAACAGAAGAACGACAAGACUUACUACUAACGAGUACAAGUUGCGUUGUAUCGUUUUCACAACUCCUUUACCAAGGAUGAACGAAGAAGAAUUGCCACAAUUCGAUUUAGUGAUCGCAUAUGACACAAGUUUUAGUCCAAGGAAACAUUUAUGGCAUAUUAAGGCAAAUGAAAACAUUCCGAUUAUUAGAUUAGUUACAAAACUUACCCUUGAACAUGCUCUUAAUUAUCAAAUGUUGCAACAGUCUGAUAAUUUAUUAUUCUCGACUUUAUCAUUAUUUGAAAUAAAAAGGAUUAUACAAUUUGGAUUGUGGAAAAAAAAUCAAUGCAUUGAAACAGGUUGUGAAUUAAGACAAUUUGAUAUUCAAGGAACAUGUGACAAAGUUUUUCAAUGGAUAAAUGACGGAAUGCAAAGAAAUUUAACAUUUGGCAUGGAAGCUGCCGUUGAAAAGGUUUGGGGUAAAAGCAUUCCAGCGGAACACGUCACAUUUGAUAGAUCACGUCUUAUCGCAACAGCUUCUAGCAGUAAAGAACGUAAAGACUUCUCAUCUCCAAAAGCCGAAAAGCGAGUUUCGGAUGUCAAUGAUGAAGGAAGUCUCAAAAAAAGAAAAGAUAAAGAGACUUCACAGAAUGAGGAACUUUCUCAAAGGAAGAAAAAAUUGAAGACCACUGAAGGAAUUUCCACCGAAGUGUCAAAUCCCAAUUCGAUUAACGAUAGCAAUCAUGCAGCAACAUCAUCUUUAUCGAUAUCAACUUCAACUAUAUUAUCGCCCACAGAGCCACUAACUGAAUCACCAAUAGAACAAAUUAAUUCGACGAUUUUGAAUAAAUCAAAGCAAAUUCCAUCACCAAGGAAUUCAAGAGAUGAAUUACACAAGGAUUCACGUAGAAGUUCAUUAAAAGAUUCAUCCAAAGAUUUACUUGGCAAGAAUAAAGAAACAACGCAGGAUUCUUGCAAAGAUCAUCCAUCAACAUCAAAAAACCCUACCAGAGAAAUUAGCAGGAAUCUUUCCAAGGAUCCCAUUAAGCAUGUUAAAGGGGGUUCCAAGGAUUCAAACAAGAAUUGUAAAGAACAGAAGUGUGCGGAGGAGAACGCGAUAGACUGGAAACAAAAAUAUUCCGAAUUAUUAAAAUUGCAAGAUGACCUUACACAAGAGAAAGAAAGAUAUUGCAAAAUGGUCAACGAUCUAAGUUCAGAUCUAGCAAAGACAAGAACUCAACUCGGAGAAUUACAAAUAAGACGCAAGAGAUCAUUAUUUGAAGUUCAAAGUAUUGAAUUAGAAAAGGUACGAAUGGAAAUGGCUGAUGUUCAACUUGAAAACAGUAGGUUGAAAUCAGAUGCGGAAAAUAAAGAACAAGAAACUCACAAGUUGAGAAAAGAAGUAGAAACAUUAAAGAACAGCGUAAAAACAUAUAAAAGCAAAAUUAAAAGUUUAGAGACGGAAAAUAAUAAUCUUAAACAAACUAAAACAGUCCAAUCGACUUUUGGUAAAUCUUCAAAAAAAAAUGAAUCAUUUGAAGAUCAGAUAAAAAGGUUAGAAAAAGAAAAUUCAGUAUUGCAGUUGCAAUGUGAUCUUCAGAAGCAGGAGUUAAAACUUGCUCAUGAAGAAGAUCAAUAUCAUCAAGACAUUGCGAAUCUAUUAAUGAAAAUGAAAGGAAAGACUAAGGAAGAAAUGGAUGAAAUUUAUUUGGCCAAAAAAAGGACUGCAGCACUAUCGAAAUCUAAUGUUAAUACUCCUUCAAGUAGUAGUAAGGGGGCGACUUCUGACAUUACCGAGAAUGUUGCCAAAAAUGUUCCUGAGAAUGUUCCCAAGAAUGCUCCCGAGAAUGCUACCGUGAACGUUCCCGUUAAUGUUCCCGUUGUUGAUAAUAAUGUUAAUGGAACAUCAACAAAUGUCACAAAACUUGUAUCAAAUACAUCCAAUGAAGUGUCACCCUCGGUCGUAAAUCUUAUAAGUUCUACUACUACAAAAACUUUUGCUUGCAAUUGGGAUAAAUGUAAAAAAGCGUUUGAAAAAAAAGAGGAUUUAAAGAUUCAUUUAAAGUCCUUUCAUAAUUUGGAUCCUGGAUCAUCUCAUGUUAUCGAAAUUAUUGAUUAA
Messenger RNA from Funneliformis geosporum, 2997 nucleotides. The record is from the annotation of a GenBank genome assembly. NCBI's taxonomy places the organism in Eukaryota, Fungi, Glomeromycota, Glomeromycetes, Glomerales, Glomeraceae.